Molecule: messenger RNA, 1249 nt
Organism: Gymnogyps californianus (California condor)
Lineage: Eukaryota; Metazoa; Chordata; Aves; Accipitriformes; Cathartidae
Gene: NHP2
Product: NHP2 ribonucleoprotein
Exons: 9
Coding region: 113-1090 (325 amino acids)
Cellular component (GO): nucleolus; NuA4 histone acetyltransferase complex
Molecular function (GO): protein binding; RNA binding
Source: RefSeq, a predicted model, not a curated record
AACAUCAUCCUCCAGAAUAAGAGAGCGAGCUAGCUCCCAGCUGAGACUGGAUGCAGACAGGACUCAAGAGACACCUGGAGAACAAGCUUUAGGUGAGCCGCAUCCACAGGAGAUGAGUAAUCAGGCCCAGGAUCAAGAUGAUAGUGAUAGCACCUCUACAGCCCCUGUGCUGGGCUCCACAAGUCCUGCCAACACGCAGCUGGUGCAGCUGAGCUGGGAUAACCCCCCACAGCGUUUGCUCUUCAAAAGAACUCUGUUGUCCAUCUGGAAGAUGAUAGCCAGUCACAGAUACAGUGGCCCGUUCCUGAAGGCUGUGUCAGAGAAACAAGCCCCUGGAUACAGGGAUGUGGUGAAGAGACCCAUGGAUUUAACCAGCAUAAAGAGAAGACUGUCAAAGGGACACAUUCAGUCCGUGGUCCAGUUCCAGCGUGACCUCAUGCUCAUGUUCCAGAAUGCGGUGAUGUACAACAGCUUCAACCACCAAGUGUACCGCAUGGCCAUGGAGAUGCAGCGAGAGGUCUUGGAGCAGCUGCAGAUGUUGGGUGAAGCCCUCCUGUGCUCAAGGGACAGGCUGGGGUCAGGGAGAAGGGCUGCGCGUGACCCGGAUGCGGAAGCGGCGGCGCGCGGCGGCGCGGCUAUGGCGCGGGAGAAGCCGCCGGAGGCGGCGGCGGAGGCGGAGGGAACUCCCGAGCGCUCGUACCGGGAGCAGCUCGACUACCUGAACCCCAUCGCCCAGCCGCUCGCCUCCCGCAAGCUGACGCGCAAGCUCUACAAGUGCAUCAGGAAAGCGGCCAAACACAAGCAGAUCCGUCGCGGCGUGAAGGAGGUCCAGAAGUUCAUCAACAAGGGCGAGAAGGGGAUCACGGUGCUGGCCGGCGACACGCUGCCUAUCGAUGUGUACUGCCACAUCCCCAUCAUGUGCGAAGACAGGAACCUCCCCUACGCAUACGUCCCUUCCAAAUCGGACCUGGGAGCUGCAGCCGGCUCGAAGCGCCCGACCUGCGUUAUCAUGAUCAAGCCCCACGAGGAGUACCAGGAGACCUACGAUGAGUGCUUGGCAGAGGUGGGGGCCCUGCCCCUGCCGCUGUGAAGAGCUGGGGACGGGCUGCGCCCCGCAGGACGGUGGCGUGUCCUUGUUCCUCUGCUCUGGGGCCGUGGCCUCGUGUUUGUGCGGAUGUUGCCGAGGGCACUGACCGGGGGGUGGUGAGCGCUGUUGGGGUGAAUAAAGGUGUUUGUGGGUUUUGUUGGA